This is a messenger RNA of Cryptomeria japonica (Japanese cedar), 1245 nucleotides long. RefSeq lists its product as uncharacterized. The transcript has 7 exons. The record is from RefSeq and is a predicted model, not a curated record. The coding region runs from base 113 to 1048 and encodes 311 amino acids. NCBI's taxonomy places the organism in Eukaryota, Viridiplantae, Streptophyta, Pinopsida, Cupressales, Cupressaceae.
AAUGCCAUAAGUAGAUAUACAGAAAAAAUGUACUCUAGAAGUGCAUAUAUAUAGUGAAUAUACAUCACAGAGAAUUUUAACUGUAGCAGGGAAGAUUUGGUUGGCAAAGGCAAUGGCUUUGUUGAGAUUAAUUCCCCUGGUAUUUUUUAUAGUUGUUACAGUAUUUUCUGGCAGAGCAUUUGGAGGUCCUAAAAAUCAAAAUGCAGUCGCUCGAAAGGAAGAUAUUCCUUACAUCAAAUGUGGAGUUUGCGAACAACUCUCUCAGCAGCUUCACCGUCAAGUAACAGAAAAGCGCAAGAAAGUCGCUCCCCAGAAGCUUUCAGAGUACCAAAUUAUAGAAGUAGCAGAGAAUAUCUGUAGUUUGAAGAAGCAUGAAGGUGAUUGGCUCCUUCAUCUUGAUAUUGUGGAAGAUGGUGACAAAUUGAAGCUUGUUGAACAAGAAGAAGAGGGAGAGUGUAAUACAGAAUGCAAGACAAUAGAACGGGCUUGUCAAGAGGUGAUUGGCUAUCAUGAUACUGAUGUUGCAGAAUUCUUAUUCAAAAGUGAGUCACAAAAUUCUGCAUUAUCAAAGUUCCUUUGUAAUGAUCUUACUAAAGCUUGCUCAAACAAGCCACCUCCUGUUCCAAAGGAUAGAGCACCAGGGGAACCUUUUGUUCCAAAGUCAUCGAAAGAAGCUGAGAUGGAAAAGAUGUUGAGGUCUAUGUCUGACAUGCCUGGAGCACCAAAUAUGAAAAUGUAUUCCAAGGAUGAUAUAAUGAAUAUGCAGAAUUUUGGAGGUGAUGACGAGGAUGAAGAUGAUGAAGAUGACAAUCCCAUUGCCUCAACCUUUGCAAAUACUAAAAGAUAUGUGCAAUCUGGAAAAAGUGAUUGGAAGAAAGACUUAGUUUCCAAAGCUCAAUCUACAUUAAUUUCUUUGAAAAAUCAAAGUAACCGUGCAAUUCUCAGUGCAAAACGGAGCCUUCGCACAAUAUCCAACAAAAUAAGGAAAUGGUAUAAAGGAUCAAAGCCUGGUUCCAAGUCAAAGAAAUCUAGUAAAAUUGAGUUGUAACACUUCGCACGUUUACAGCUAAAUAAAAGUCCUAAAAUUAGGACUUUUAGUUAAUGUUUAGAGAGCUGCAUGUUCUCCCUGCUUUCUUCUUGUUGUUGAAGCUUCCAGUCAAAAAUAGGAGACGCUGACAAGAAAAUUUUCUGUGGGGAGUAUUCUUACAGAGAUCAAUAUAGAAAUGAGUGUUUAAUUUUUGCUCC